Delphinapterus leucas (beluga whale) is the source of this 1269-nucleotide messenger RNA. RefSeq names its product chromosome 1 C1orf54 homolog (gene C1H1orf54). The record is from RefSeq and is a predicted model, not a curated record. Lineage: Eukaryota; Metazoa; Chordata; Mammalia; Artiodactyla; Monodontidae.
CUGUGUGCAGAAAGUUGAGAAAGAAGUGAGGUGAGAUCAGUACUUAGCAGAGAGGAAGUAACUAGUCUUGACUGAAAGCUGUUUUUUUUUUUUUUGAAAUCAGAAGCAAUCCAGCAGGUGCUUGGAGAGUCAGACAAUGAUGUUGAUAUUGUUCCCAUACUUCGUAGUCUGAGACACGCAGAGAAGGGAGACUAUUUUCAGUCUAGAAAAAAUGCUCAUCCCUUCCUAAGAAUAUUUUGACCGUGAAGAAAGAGAUUGUGAUGAAGCCUCAGAGAGAAGGGCAGCUCUGGAUAGUGAUAGCACUAGUGCAGAAUCCAGAAUGGAUGUCCUCUUUGUAGCCAUCCUUGCUGUGCCACUCAUCCUGGGACAAGAAUAUGAGGAUGAAGAAGGACUGGAAGAGGAUGACUAUUAUCAGGUGGUCUAUUAUUACACAGUCACCCCCAACUAUGAUGACUUUGGUGCAAACUUCACUGUUGAUUACUCUAUGUUUGAGUCAGAGAACAGGCUGAACAAGUGGGAUAAGGAGGUAAUGGAAGCAGUAGAGACUACCAUUAGUCGUGAAACAGACCCUGCAGACCAUCAGAAGCCUGUAACAGAGAAACCAGUGACAAUGGAACCAAGUCCAGAUCUGAACAAUGCUGUAUCCAGUCUGCAGAGUCCUGGUGCACUCCUCCUGUCCUGGGCCCUCGUUCAGGGGGGGAUGUAUUUCACGUAGAAGGAGAGGGAAGGCUGCUACGACUCAUUGGAUGGGGAUUUGGGAAGAGGAAAGUGGAAGAUUAAAUAAAUAAAUGAAGUAAUCUGGUUACUCUCUACUCCUUUAUGAGGGUCAGUUCUAAAGCUGCAACACUGAAGAGAGCACCAGGAUAUAGGUGUGUGAAGGGUAGAUUAGAAAGGGAGUUAGGCGACAGUAGAGUUAGAGGGAAUUAUUAGGGCUGUGAGAAAAUAAACCCUGAAAUUUUGGGAAGAAUGGAGAAAAACACCCACAAACAACAGGUUUAUUCACAGCCUAUAAUUCCCUCUAAUUCUACUGUUUUGCUUUAUCAUAUAUGGUGUUGAGACAGUAUAUCUGGAGAAAGAAAGUUGAAGUGGAACCCUUUUUAUAAAAUAAGCACAUUGUUAAACAUACGUAAAAUAUCAAAAACUACUUAGAAUAGAUUUUUAAAAUUCACACCCUCCCUCCCUUAUCUCCCCCCUCCAGCCCCUAACUAUGUACCUUUUCAGUUAGUAAUUAAGGCAUUCGAGGACAGACUGUUUUUUUCUUUUUAUAAA